AUGAGAAUUUUCGGGCAGAAGAGUCGCUCUGGGUUCUCAGGCUGGACCGCAGCAGAAGAGGUCACGCAAGGAAUUGAUGGAUCUGAUUUCACUGCCAUUAUUACAGGAGCAUCAAGUGGCAUUGGAGCAGAGACAUGUCGGGUUCUGGCGUUGCGAAGGGUCCAUGUGAUUAUGGCUGUGAGGAACACAGAUGCUGGUAGGGCUGUAAAAGAGGCCAUACUUAAAGAUAUCCCAACAGCUAAGAUUGAUGUUAUGGAAUUAGAGCUCACCUCCAUGGACUCUGUCAGGAAAUUUGCUUCAGAAUACAUCUCCUUGGACCUUCCCUUGAAUAUUCUCAUUAAUAAUGCAGGAGUUUUUUCAUUGACAUCCAUUCCUUCCAGACACAAUAUAGAACUUCACUUUGCAACCAACCAUCUAGGUCAUUUUCUUUUGACUAAUCUUCUAUUGGAGACCAUGAAAAAUACAGUGCGAAAAAGUCACAAAGAAGGAAGGAUCAUCAACGUAGCAUCACUUGCUCAUCGUUAUCCUAAAACUAUUCGUUUUGAUGAAAUCAAUAUUACAUCAAGUUACAUCAACCUGAUGGCUUAUCCGCGAUCCAAGCUAGCUAAUGUAUUGCAUGCCAAUGAGCUCGCAAGACGAUUGAAGGAAGAAGGAGUCAACAUAACUGCUAAUUCACUCCAUCCUGGAAUCAUUUAUACUAAUAUUUUCCGCAAUGACGGUUUUUUUAGAGGUAAAAAUUUUGCUUCGAUGGCCAGUAAAUUUCUACUGAAAAAUGUUCAGCAGGGAGCAGCAACCACAUGUUAUUUGGCGUUGCACCCACAAGUUGAGGGUGUGAGUGGAGAGUAUUUUGCAGAUUGUGGCAUCGCAAAACUAGCUUCUCAAGCUAAAGAUCCAGAAUUGGCUAAAAAGUUGUGGGAUUAUAGCCUGAGCUUGACUACCAAAAUUUAAGCACGUAGUUAAAGGCUUUGCUUCGCUAAUAUCAAAAGAAAGAUCAAGUUUUAUUGAGGGAUGGGCAAUGGCGGAGCUAGAUAAUAAUA
Hevea brasiliensis (rubber tree) is the source of this 1037-nucleotide messenger RNA. Its product is annotated as short-chain dehydrogenase TIC 32, chloroplastic-like. The record is from RefSeq and is a predicted model, not a curated record. The coding region runs from base 1 to 948 and encodes 315 amino acids. The transcript is spliced from 8 exons. NCBI's taxonomy places the organism in Eukaryota, Viridiplantae, Streptophyta, Magnoliopsida, Malpighiales, Euphorbiaceae.